Messenger RNA from Mytilinidion resinicola, 377 nucleotides. RefSeq lists its product as uncharacterized. Bases 154 to 345 code for a protein of 63 amino acids. Lineage: Eukaryota; Fungi; Ascomycota; Dothideomycetes; Mytilinidiales; Mytilinidiaceae. The record is from RefSeq and is a predicted model, not a curated record. The transcript is spliced from 3 exons.
AUAUUUUAUGUUGCCUCCUUCGUGAUUGCAUAGCUGGCGUUUCGGGUUCGAGCGAUGGGGCGAGUGUGAGUGCAGCGGCGGGACGGGAGGUGGAGAUGGAGGACGAUACACGACCGCCACACCGUCCAAGUCCUCAAUAUUUUCAAGGACAAAAUGCCCACCACACAGUCCUCGACCCACCGCUUUGCCCACCCGAACUUUGUCAAUGUCGAAACAUUCACGACGUACCGCCCGCCAAUCCACUCAACGCCGUUCCGGAAACCGGAAUGGGUGGAUCUGAGCAAGACGAUAUGGAACCACUUUUGGGACAAGGUCGGAGCGAAGGGAAUGGGCGUUUUCUGCUGAUAUCUCGUUACUUGAUGCCUACCCGCGCAUAG